Messenger RNA from Diabrotica virgifera virgifera (western corn rootworm), 952 nucleotides. RefSeq names its product junctional adhesion molecule C-like. Gene Ontology annotation, biological process: angiogenesis; cell adhesion. The record is from RefSeq and is a predicted model, not a curated record. The transcript has 4 exons. The coding region runs from base 134 to 817 and encodes 227 amino acids. Gene Ontology annotation, molecular function: protein homodimerization activity; protein heterodimerization activity. Lineage: Eukaryota; Metazoa; Arthropoda; Insecta; Coleoptera; Chrysomelidae.
GACACACUUUGACUUUGAUCAGUUGCAGCGACACCCUUGAAACGCUUUUCAUUCGCUUUCAAACAAUUUCACUUUACAUUAAGAAAAUCAUACAUUUUCUGUGCGUUGAUGUUAGUUUUAAAAAUAUUAGAACAUGUUGAAAAUAUCUCUGAUUAUUUUUGUGUGUGUCCUCUUACGUAAAUGUAUCGGGAGCGUGAAUAGAUCUGAAUAUUUUUUCCAGGAAGUGCCUGUUGGGGAAACUGCAGUAUUAAAAUGUAAAAGUAGUGAUCAUGAUUACAAUUUUGACUCUUGGAUUUUGGAUAAUAAUGUGAUAAUAGAUAAUAGUAGUAUAGCUAACCCUAGGUUUGAUAAUAAAACGUUUUCUUUGGAACCUGUUACAGGAAACUUAACUAUUCGGACUAUAUCAAAGGAACAAGAAGGACUCUAUGCAUGUAUUUCUAGAAAUGCUGCAACAGGUGAGAGACGAGUGGAAAGAAUCAAAGUAAUUGUAGACCAAGACUGGGAAGAUGUAUAUGAACAUGAUUCAAACAUUAACCUAAUAAGGGUGUUAAUCAUAGUUGCGACAUUAGUUCUUGUUGCUAUUGGAGGCUAUGUCAUUUUUAGAAUGUGGAGAGAACGAUAUUAUUACCCAAGUUAUUUAGGUCAUGAAGACGAAAGCGAAAGCAUUGAAGAAAUCUAUAGGUCCCCAACAACUUCUGGGCUAAACCGUUCUAGAAGUCCUCGAAGAAUAAUUUUAGAAAGAACUAUUUCGCACCCUAUAGAUGGAGAUUCAGUCAGUACUGAUUUUAAAAGUAUCCUGGAAAGGACUAAUAGUUAAACUGAAAUUAUUUAUUUGACUUAGAUACCUAUUUAAAAUAUUUUUGUGAAGUUGUUUAUUUAUCAAAAAAUAUUUAAUGUUUAGUAUUAGCAUGGAAAUUUUUUAGUAAUAUUGUUAAUAAAUCUAGUUUUUUUA